AUAAGGUUGCCGGUUAGAUCGGGCCAAGUGGAGCUGUCAUAUGCCGGUUAAUCUCAUCGCCCCACAUUACCGCCUUGGGUAAUCCCUUCUACGCACCGGGACUGAUCUUCUAAGCCAGCUGUCAUAAUGUCCUCUUCGAGCUCAAGAAUCUGCGAUAUCCAGGACCCUGGUGUCGAGUCAUCAGCAAUACUAGCUACCGUUCUUUCACAAAAUGGAGUACCAGCAGCUCUAUGGGGACUCCACGCAUCAGCUCUAUACGAUGGGGAGCUCGUUCCUUUGGAUAUUGAGCUUAUCAUAAAAGACGCAGAUCAAGAACGCGCCUUUACCAUCCUCACAUCGAACGGCUUCCUUCCCUCAAUCCCCGACGAGAACCCAAGACCACCUAAUAUGGACUUUAAUAUCUGGCGCGAACAAUACUCUUCACCCAGUCACUAUCGCGACCGUCGCAAGUUUCACCACGUCGCAUCUAUAUACGAACUUCCACCGCGACAAACAGUCUCGAAUCCCGAUUCUACACACCCGUGGAUCAUAAUCUAUUCAGCCGAGUUUGCAGGUCUUGCGCCAAUGCCAAGCUGGACCGAUCCGACACAAGAUACAAAAUUCGCACCACUAUCUGCACUCCCGAAAGCCAUCGCCAUAUGUCGCGUCCCAACAGACCUAAGAAACUGCUUAGUGCCGACCUUCAAGAGUCUGGUAGAGUCGGAAAUGCAUGUUCUUUUGCAACAUACUGAGCUCAAGUCCGCUUUAUGGGCUCAUCACAUGGACCAAUUAUCAGCACUUGCUCACUCAGGGUGUUGCUAUGGGGGUAUGGAUGGCUUGUCUGAGAUUGUUUCUCCGCGGUUCAAACCGUUCACAGACUGGAUUUGGCAUAGUCAAAGGGGUAGGCAAGAUUAUGGUGCUUUGAAGAAGUUGCAGAGAGACUAUAAGGAUCCAGGAGGGCGGGGUAAAUCUUCAUUUGCAGCUGAUAUCAUGGAUUGCGUUGUGUCGAUAAAGUCGAAAUUUAGCCGGUGAAUAAAUUGCAUUUGCUUGCCAGCGGUCUGGUAAUGCUUAAUCUGAGAAUGUAUCCAGCACUACAUACACUGAGUCCAUAAUACACACAUUAAAAGGGAC
Aspergillus glaucus CBS 516.65 is the source of this 1110-nucleotide messenger RNA. RefSeq lists its product as uncharacterized. Bases 127 to 1011 code for a protein of 294 amino acids. The transcript is spliced from 2 exons. The record is from RefSeq and is a predicted model, not a curated record. NCBI's taxonomy places the organism in Eukaryota, Fungi, Ascomycota, Eurotiomycetes, Eurotiales, Aspergillaceae.